Messenger RNA from Epinephelus fuscoguttatus (brown-marbled grouper), 1664 nucleotides. RefSeq lists its product as uncharacterized. Bases 524 to 880 code for a protein of 118 amino acids. NCBI's taxonomy places the organism in Eukaryota, Metazoa, Chordata, Actinopteri, Perciformes, Serranidae. The record is from RefSeq and is a predicted model, not a curated record. The transcript has 3 exons.
CACAACUGCCGCGGUCGGUUGUGGGUUUAGCUGUAACUGUUAAAACGUACGUUAGCUAGGCUGAACUAAAACCGGUGUAAUUUUACUCGAGCUCUGGCACUAAGCUCGUUAGAGUUUUAUAUAAAAUGGCAGGAUAUUUUUUUUGUAAUAUGUGCUAGAGUCGGCUAAGAGAGAAAGUAUUAUCUAUGAAGGUUAGCUAGCGGUGACGUUAGCUUGUAACCUAGCAUUUGUGACUGGCUUUUUUUUUUUUACACCCGGUCUUUGUAAUUUUAUAGCCAGUUACCCUCAGUGUCGGCGUUGUUAAUUAGAUUAGAUUAUUCUCUAGUGUUGCCAAAUGGGUAGUAGUAUCACAUCAGUAUUCAACAUAGUUUGCUAGCCAGGGAACACUAUUGUGCUAACUUAGGUGAUAGGCCAUCGACUGACAGGAAACAAGCUAACGGAAUCGAUAACGUCAACCGGUCGUUUCCCCCAGUCUGGUGUGAACAAAUAAGGAAACUCGUCGAGAUUGAUUUAGUGUCAUCAUAUGUUGACUGAAAACAGGAAACGACAGCGCAGCGGUGGUGAUGAGGAGAGUGGCCACCUGGUGCCUCAAGCCAAAAGGCAGAGCAGAGCUCAUCCGCUCUCUCCUGAGCCAGGCCGGGAUGCCUGGGACUCUGAGUCGUCCAACAGCGAGAGCAGCAGCAGCAUCAGCAGUCCAGAGCAUGCAGCCGGGAGCUGUGGCAGCCAGUGCGUCGUGGGCCCCUGCAGCCCCCUCAGCUCCAGUGACUCCUCAGAAUUGGCCGGCUCUACGAGCCUGGCAUCCUACCUGCAGAUCAACCGCAUCCUGAAGCAGGCCCACUUCCAGAGCCUGCAGAGCCGAUGUCAGCUCAGAGACACAUGACGACCUAAUGUCUCCCUCUGUCAGCCACCAGAGGACUGAGUCCCUGAGGCGUGCCAGAGCACCACACGCUGAUUCACUUCACUCAGCUCUUCCCACUCAUCUCCAGUUAUUGUGAUAUCUUGCAGCUCUACAUAUCUGUGGAUGGAGACCAGCUCCUGGUCAGGUAUCUGGAGGGGGUCCAUCAUUCAAAUAAAUCAAAAGUGAUAAUCAUGUUAGCAAUAAUAACCGUGUGAUCAACGUAAACAUUUUUUGUGAUCCACUUGAUUUCUGACCAGUCUGGUUUACAUGCUGCUCUCGGAGCCUUAUUGUGACUGAGUGAUGAUGACGACGAAUCCCCGUGUUUUGUCCUUAAUGUAUGAAAACAGUGCUACUGCAGCUGCAGGAAUGGCACCAAACACAAUUUUUAGGCCGGUCAGUGUGACUCGUUUAGUCUGCUAGUAGGGUACUUGGGUUGAUUAAUGCUGAAUCUGAUGUCUGUGUGAGUACAUGGACCAGUCUCAGGGAAGAUUUGCACUUGUCUUGGACUGCUCAUUUGCUUUCAUAUUCAGACAGGGACUCCUUCACAGGGACCUGUAGAAGCCAUGGGUGGCAACGUAGCCGACGAGGUUAUGUUUUCUGUCCUUGUUUUGUUAGUUUAUAGAGUACUUAGAUUUUAGUUAAACUCUGUGAAGAGUCAGGAAUAAGUGAUCUGGUUUGAGCGUGGUUUACAAUUUUAAAAUUAUUUCAUAACACUGCAAGAUGUGGAAUUUUUAGGACUUUUCCACAUUUUCCAUCAACUACUGCA